AUGCCCGACCGCUCUGGAUACCAACCGCUUGCCUCCAGUGACGAUGUAGAGCAGCCGACAACCCCCUCACGUCGUAGAGGCCGGCCUCGUCGACCACGAAUGGGCUCUUUGGACCUUUCAAGCAUAGACGCCGCAUUCAAGAAUUGGACUCAGACUUUGGCGGCGAAGUUUUCUACUCCCAAGCCAAAGGCCACUGGAAAGCGCGAAAUAUAUAGAAGCGUAUUCGAUCCUGUGGGGUCCCCACUCGUGAUAUCCAACCCCAAGACAUUAGACCACAAACCGCCAAUGUCGCGGGAGGAGUUCAGAUCACUAGCGAGCUCGGUGCAGAGCGCUAUAGAGGAAGGUGUUCAUCCAAAGAUGAUAACGAAGGGAAGCUCUGGUUCAUAUUUUGCGCGAGCAAGAAACGACCAAGGACGUGUGCACACUGUUGCAGUCUUCAAACCCAAAGACGAGGCGCGAGCCUUACGGCCCUCCUUUACCCUCGCGCUAAAUUAUCUGUACAGUGAAGCUGCCGCCUCUCUUCUGGACACGCGAUUACAACUCUAUAUCGUUCCUCCAACAGAACUCGUUUCUUUAUCUUCGCCAUCCUUCUUCUACGACUGGCUUGACCGUAAUGCUGCAAAGAAAGGAAAGCCGUUACCAGAGAAGAUUGGGAGUAUGCAGUUCUUCUUGUCUGGCUAUCAAGAUGCCUCCGAAUUCCUGCGCAAACACCCAUGGCCAGGCAGGGCGAUUUCGGACACAUGGGACGACUCCUCGCAUCGACAAGGGAGCAUCUCCAAGCGAUUUGCUUCAGCUUUCAACGUGGUUUGUGGGAGGACAGGAGAGGCGGACGAAGACGUAUACGACGAGGUGGAUUACGAAGAAGAGCGUGUUCUAUAUGAUGCCACAGAAACAACUGAUUCAAGGCCAUUCUACUGGAGUCAAACUCUCCAAGAAAGCUUUCGAGAAGAGCUCGAAAAGCACGAUAUUUUCUUUCAAAGAAUUAUGCUCAAUACGGAUCGAGGCGCAGACAACUACAUGAUCAAAUACUGCGACGGAGAACACGAGAAGUCGCUCAUCGACGUAGCUCCGUCACCGUCGACUCUACCGUCAUUGAGCAAGUCCGACACUCAAAUGAGCGCCUCGUCCUCAACACCGGCUAUGGUUCCUUCCAUGUCGACUUCAAACAGUUUCCAUGGUCCAGGGGACGAGUAUACACGUAGACCUCAUGUGCAUGUUGCUGCUAUUGACAAUAGUUUGUCCUGGCCACACGAGCAUCCGCAGGGAUGGCGGACAUAUACCUACGGCUGGCUGUAUCUGCCGGUUAGUCUGAUUGGCAGACCCUUCAGCGACAAGACACGAAAUCACUUCUUGCCCCUGUUGACGUCAAAGGAAUGGUGGGAAGAGACUACUUAUGAACUGGAGAAGCUGUUUAGAGUGGACCCGGACUUUCAUCCAAAGAUGUUUGCGCGCCAACUUGCGGUGGUCAAGGGGCAAGCUUGGAACAUUGUUCAGUCGCUCCAGCACGAAGAUGAAGGUCCCUUAGAACUAACGAGGCGGAGUAAGGUACUUGUUUGGGACGACGAGGUUGAGAUUUCCGAGGAAGACGGCGAUGAACCUGUCGUCUCUUCACGAAUGUCUGUGAGAAGUGGACCAUUACCGCGGCGGGCACGCAGUCGGAGCAACGGCAGUGACUUCCCUCCUCCACUUACGCGUGUUUCGAGCGAGCGGCCAGUCCCCUUCGCUGCCAAGUUCAAGCGUGUGCAUCCUGGCACUAAGGGCAUUGAUGUGUUGGAACAUCUGGAGCGACUGGAUGCUGUGGAGGCAAGCUUGCAGCGGCUAGGGGCUGACGACGAAUACGAUGAAGAUGAUGAAGAAGUUGACGUUGGGGACCACAGUCAUCGAAGACGUCGCGAUGCUCUCGAAAUCUGUGUCUCACGUAGAAGGCGCACCAGGCCACCAUUCAAGAUGGGCAAGUCACACUGCCGCCCCCACUUCCCCAUUCCUUUCCCCCACCCCAACAAGAACAGUCAUUGUCGAGCGACUGGAGAGCGUCACGACCAAACCAAUGUGCUCAUGCUGCCAUGCAGCGAAACUAUCCAACCGCUCGCGUUCAUCGCCGUCCCCUUCAUCUCCCGCCCCGCUUCGUUUGAAUCGUUGCUUGCCGCUGUACAAAGACGCCUCAACUCGCAGCCCGUCGAAGAAUCGUCCAUUCAUUUUCUGACCAAGACUGUUAACAAACAAAGGGUCCCGGAAUUUCACCGUCAUGAUUCCGUCAGCAACGCACAUCGUAUAACACAACGUUUGUGA
Messenger RNA from Mycena indigotica, 2289 nucleotides. RefSeq names its product PI3K/PI4K domain-containing protein. Gene Ontology annotation, molecular function: 1-phosphatidylinositol 4-kinase activity. Bases 1 to 2289 code for a protein of 762 amino acids. Gene Ontology annotation, cellular component: trans-Golgi network; lysosomal membrane; plasma membrane. The record is from RefSeq and is a predicted model, not a curated record. Lineage: Eukaryota; Fungi; Basidiomycota; Agaricomycetes; Agaricales; Mycenaceae. Gene Ontology annotation, biological process: Golgi organization; endosome organization; phosphatidylinositol phosphate biosynthetic process. The transcript is spliced from 22 exons.